AUGGGCCGGCGGCCCUGUCUUUCUGCAGGAGGAGCCACGACAACGGAAGCCAUGUUGCUGCGCUCUCUGGUCCUCGCCCUGGCCUUGCUGGGGGUUUCGGGCACUGAGAACAGUGUGAAGGAAGUCUGUGUCGGGAGCCCUGGCAUCCCUGGCACUCCUGGAUCCCACGGCCUGCCGGGCAGAGAUGGGAGAGACGGCAUCAAAGGAGACCCGGGGCCUCCAGGCCCCAUGGGCCCUCCUGGAGGAAUGCCAGGCUACCCGGGGCCUAAUGGGCUGACUGGAGCCCCUGGGGUCGCUGGAGAGCGUGGAGUACAGGGGGAGCCUGGUGAGAGAGGCCCUCCAGGACUUCCAGCUUCUCUCGAUGAGGGGCUCCAAACCACACUCCGUGACUUGAGACAUCGGAUCCUGCAGGCCAUGGGAGUCCUAAGUUUUCAGGAGUCCAUGCUGGUAGUGGGAGAGAAGGUCUUCUCCACCAAUGGGCAGUCUGUUAAUUUUGAUGCCAUUAGAGAGUCAUGUGCCAGAGCAGGGGGCCGCAUUGCUGUUCCGAUGAGCCCAGAAGAGAACGAAGCCAUCGCCAGCAUCGUGAGGAAGCACAACACUUAUGCCUACCUGGGUCUGGAGGAGGACCCCAGCUCUGGAGACUUCUACCACCUUGAUGGGGCUCCUGUGAAUUACACCAACUGGUACCCAGGGGAGCCCAGGGGUCGGGGCAAAGAGAAGUGCGUGGAGAUGUACACAGAUGGGCAGUGGAAUAACAAAAACUGCCUGCAGUACCGCCUGGCCAUCUGUGAGUUUUGA
Molecule: messenger RNA, 798 nt
Organism: Hyaena hyaena (striped hyena)
Lineage: Eukaryota; Metazoa; Chordata; Mammalia; Carnivora; Hyaenidae
Product: pulmonary surfactant-associated protein A-like
Exons: 4
Coding region: 1-798 (265 amino acids)
Cellular component (GO): rough endoplasmic reticulum; multivesicular body
Source: RefSeq, a predicted model, not a curated record